Plasmopara halstedii is the source of this 687-nucleotide messenger RNA. Its product is annotated as ras gtpase. The record is from RefSeq and is a predicted model, not a curated record. Bases 1 to 687 code for a protein of 228 amino acids. The transcript has 7 exons. Gene Ontology annotation, molecular function: GDP binding; GTP binding; GTPase activity. NCBI's taxonomy places the organism in Eukaryota, Oomycota, Peronosporomycetes, Peronosporales, Peronosporaceae. Gene Ontology annotation, biological process: Ras protein signal transduction. Gene Ontology annotation, cellular component: plasma membrane.
AUGAGUGACAACAAAGAGUACAAACUGGUUGUGUUAGGGAGUGGCGGUGUGGGUAAAUCUGCGCUGACCAUUCGCCUCGUGACAGAUAAUUUUCUUGAAGAUUAUGAUCCAACCAUCGAGGAUAGCUAUCGGAAACAGACAACCAUCGACAGCAGUCCGGCGCUGCUAGAUAUUCUAGAUACUGCCGGCCAGGAAGAGUACACAUCCAUGCAGGAUCAGUGGAUGCGUGAAGGAAAAGGAUUUCUCUUGGUAUACAGUGUCACUAGUCGCAGCUCCUUCGACGACAUUUCCGCUUUUAAGGACAAGAUCCUGCGAGCCAAGGACGUGGAUAAUGUACCUAUUGUACUUGUUGGCAAUAAGUGUGAUUUGGAUGCACAGAGACAGGUGGCCACUAAUGAAGGCAAAGAACUUGCCCGUCAGUGGGGGUGCGCCUUUAUGGAGACCAGUGCUAAAGAGAGAAUAUUGAAUGAAGAGUGCUUCUAUCAGGUGUCAGUUUUAGCCCUUCAGAAUUCAGCAUUCACUCCUCACAUUACCUUGUACCGGCUUAUUCGCUUCACCGCGGACAUUGCCGAAAAGCUGCUCUCAUGCAUUUUCCUCAUUAGCGGAGUCUACAGUAUGCAGCGAGUGCAUUACCCUUGUGAUAUUGUACGAAUGUUAAAGAAUCAAGUACAGGCCUCUACGGCCUGA